Nelumbo nucifera (sacred lotus) is the source of this 765-nucleotide messenger RNA. Its product is annotated as pathogenesis-related leaf protein 6-like. The record is from RefSeq and is a predicted model, not a curated record. Lineage: Eukaryota; Viridiplantae; Streptophyta; Magnoliopsida; Proteales; Nelumbonaceae. Gene Ontology annotation, cellular component: extracellular region.
UCAAUCAAAAAGAUCAAUAGUAUUGCUAGGAUGGGAUGGUGCAGGCUUGAACUGGCUCUGGUGCUUCUCAUAAGCUUCGGCCUGUGGCAUGUCUCCCAAGCCCAAAACUCCCCGCAGGACUACUUAAACGCCCACAACGCAGCCCGUGCGCAGGUGGGCGUCGGCCCCAUGAGGUGGGACAACAACGUCGCAGCCUACGCCCGAAACUAUGCCAACCAGAGAAUCCGAGACUGCAACCUGGUGCACUCAGGCGGCGGACUCUACGGCGAGAACCUGGCCAAAGGCAGCGGUGCAUUUACAGGUGUAGAUGCUGUCAACUUGUGGGUUAAGGAGAAACCCUUCUACGAUUACAAUUCCAACUCCUGCAUUGGAGGCCAGUGCCUGCACUACACUCAGGUGGUUUGGCGCGAUUCUGUUCGUCUGGGAUGUGCUAGAGUGAGAUGCAACAAUGGAUGGUUCUUCGUCACCUGCAACUAUGAUCCCCCUGGCAACUUCAUUGGGGAACGUCCUUAUUCCUUUGUAGAGAGUUCUUGAUGGGAGAGCUCUUCACUUGGCAUAACUGCUUAUAAGUUCAUCUAAGGUCUCACAUAUAUAAAAUAAGUUGUGGAUUUUGUAUCUUGGAUAGAUCAUCAGAUAGUGAUCAAGAGGAUCAUUAUUAGUCCAUACUGUGGUUAAUAAGUGAAGACACCGGUGGCUGUGGUUAAUCUUCAACCAGCCCAUCUUGUGCAGUAUGAAUAAGAGUUCGGAUUAAUCACUCUUUCUUUA